Messenger RNA from Ostreobium quekettii, 1569 nucleotides. Lineage: Eukaryota; Viridiplantae; Chlorophyta; Ulvophyceae; Bryopsidales; Ostreobiaceae. The record is from the annotation of a GenBank genome assembly.
AUGGCGGAGGCGGCGAAAGAUGUUGCCGCUCAAGUCGAGGAGGCUGUCCCAAAAGUGCAGGGCGCCGCCGGGGAGGGUUGUGAGUCUGCGAAGGCCCAGGUGGAGGCCCCGGCGGGGGAGGUUGCUGAUGCUGUGAAGGCGGAGGCGACGGAGGUGGCGGCUGUCGCCAAAGGCGCCGCCGCAGAGGCGGCCGCUGGCGCAACAGAGGCGGCGAAGGCCGUUGUUGAAGAAGUCAAGGCGCCGAGCAAGGAUGGCCCAAAAAAACGACUCCUUGGCUUCUGGAACAAGGUCACCAAGAAGAAGGGUAAGAAAACUUCCCCUGUGACGGACCAGCCAGAGCCACCGGCUGAAGAGGCAAAGGAGGAAACUAAGGAGGAAGAAAAGGCUUGUGAAAAGCCUGAAGAGACGCCAAAGGAGGCUGCCAGGGAAGAACAUACAAAAAUUGAAGCUGAGGAAGAGGACACCGGCGAUCCCCCUGAGGAAGAGUGCAAAGAUGCCACAGCGGAGCCCCCAAAGGAUGAGGAACCUCCCAACGUGGAAACCAAAAAGGAGGGCUUCUGGACUAGGACGAAAAAAAGCUUCACUGGGCACUUGAGGAGAAAAUCGGAAGCGAUGGUCUGCGAACCAGAGCCUGAGACGUCAGACGGUAUGGUGAAGCCCAUCAAGGAGGCUGUGGCAGAGGUCGCCACAACUGUCGAGGGUGCCUGCGAGGCCCCAAAGGCUGCAACUGAGGAUGCUGCCAAGGAGGCAGUGGAAGAGGUGAAGGAUACUGCCGAGGAGGCAUCAAAGGCAGCCGCAGCUGUUUUAGAAACUCCCAGGACAGCAGUGAAGAAAGAGGGCUUUUGGAAAAGGACUCGUCGAAGCCUGUCAGUGCACUUCACUGGCAAGUCAGAUAUGCCAAACUUGGAGGCACCCACUACCUCAGAGGCUGCUGUGGAGGAGCCAAAGGAGGAAACAAGGGAUGAGAAGUGCACUACUGAUACACCUGCAGCUGAGGCAGAGGAGGAGACAACGGAAGCCAAGAAAGAGGCUACGGAAGAAGAGGCAGCCACUGUUGAAGCGACCACUGCUGAGGCGGCCACUGGAGAGCCCAAGCAGGGCCCACCAAAGGCCGAGGUUGUGCAGCCGCCCACCAAAGCCAAAGAGGGCUUCUGGAGCAGAACAAAGAGGAGCUUUUCCUUGAGGAAGAAGGCUGUGGAAGAGAAACUUGCAGAGACAAAGGAAGAGGCAGAGGACGCAGCGGCAAGUGCAGUGAAGGAGGAAGAGAGAGUGAUGGCCGGUGCUUCGGAAAAGGUGACAGAUAAAGCUCAGAAGCUGUCUGAGCAGGGGAAGUUGGCAGCUGAGGGCACGGGGAAAAAAGUUUCUGAGGCUGUUGGUGGUGCGGUUGUGGGCGCCAAAUCUGCUGUCACGGAGGCCACCACAGCAGCUGAGACUGAGGCACAGAAGGUGGCUUCUGAGACUGCAAAGACUGUGGCUGAGAAGGCGGAAGAAGCAGGAGAGGCGAUUAAAGAGGCGGCUGUUGACGCAGGUGCAUCGGUUGCUGCAGCCGUCAGCAAUGCUGCUAAGUGA